GCCGCAGUGCUGGGGAGUAGGUUGCGGCAGGGCCGCAGGCUGUGCACAUUUCAGAGAUGGCGCAAAGUUUGUGCUACAGGGUACAGAGGUGAGGCGAUGGGCGGUGAUGGAGGCUGAGGGGCGGGGCGAGCAGGGCAGGGCAGGGGAAGCUCCGGUGGUGCUUUGUCAUGACGGUGGCCAGUUCGGGAAGUACUGUAGCGUCUUCACAGCUUCUUAUAAGGGUACUGUUUUGACUUUGAUAUCUGCACCUUCGUCUUGUGGGAAGCUGUUUGUGCUUGGUGGUGACUGUUCUAUUUUCCAUAUGUUGGCUGGUACUAGUUGUGGUGUAGCUGCAACUGAUGUAGUGUGGUCAUAUGAUCCCAUCCUCAGACUCUGGGAUCGGCGGGCAUCCAUGUUAGUACCCCGGGUAAACUUUGCUUGCUGUGUGCUGGAAGGAAAGAUUAUUGUUGCAGGUGGUUUCAACAACUUGCGACAGCCCACCUCUAAGGCUGAGAUCUAUGACCCAGAGAAGGAUGUUUGGGUUCAGCUUCCUGAUCUUCCUUACACACAUCAUUCAGGAUGUUCUGGGGUAGUGGUUGGUGACAAAUUCCAUGUGUUGCACAAGGGGUGUUCAAAAGUGCUAGUCUUGGAGAAUCCUUGCCGUGAGUGGGCAAUCAAAGACUAUGGAUGGUUGGAUAGCCCAAUGGCAAUGUCAGUCGUUGGUGGGGAGCUUUAUGUGUUAAACAAGAGAGUCAUAUUCAAGCAGAACAAGGAGGGAAGGCUACAAAAGGUGGCAGCAGCAGUGCAGCACCAUUUAAUGCCUUCAACUAUCAUGGUGGACUGGGGUUUACGAUGAUCGGAUUAGGAGAUGAACUUUACUUGAUUGGAGGAGUUCUUAAAUCCGAUGGCAAAUGGUAUAUAGAAAUCAAUGCCCUUAUGGUUGGGAUCCAGAGACCAACUUUGCUCCAUAUCUCCAAUGUGAGGGAAUGCCGUGCCUCAAUACUUGGGUGUGCAUUGUUGAGGAUCUAAUGUUGCUUUUGGUUGUGGUCUUGGUGGUGCUCUUGUGGGUUUCAUUUCCCCAAUUGGAAGGAAGAUAGAGAGUAGUGUUCUCUUAUACCCAGCUUCUCCCUGUUUUUGUUAGUGAACAUUAAGAUUGUACCAGAUGGGACUGGUUUAAUGUAGUUCUUAUACGAGUCUCAAAUAAUAUUACAUUAAUUGGAUCAGUUCAUACAUGAGCAAGUGCCUCAAGGUGCUACAGGAUUGGAUAUGCACUGCCACCUCUGCCGCGCCAUAGAGGGACCCCAUCCCCAAGAAUGGUUACCAAUCGCAGCUUAAAAAUUUUCGUAGAUAAUUUAUGGAGAUGAUCAAAGUGUAAAAAUACACUUACACCCCCUUGUUUUAUUUUUUCCCCCCUUUGGUCAACUACGAACACCUCUCUUUAAGUUUCUAAAAUAUUGUAACUGCCCUUAUCGAUUUUCUUUUUGGGUAAACCCUCCUUUUAUAGAUUAUGAUACACCUUCCUUUAGUCUAAUUUUUACCCUGAAAAAAAGGUCUAGUUAUUGAUUUUUUUUCUUGACUUAUUCCUAAUGAAUUGCCCAAUGGGACUCUACUCAUGCACACUAGAGGGGAACGGGAACGAUAGGGCGAAGGGGAAGCCAGUGCGUUAAGCAUUGGAUUCACAAAUUUUAUUGACUUUACACCUGAAUAGAUCAAUGAAUCAAAGAUUGUUUUUGGGGGUCAUGGAGUUCGUAAUCUGGUCAUGUGAGUGUUCAAAUUAUGAAAUGUCUGCUUGGACUGUUUGGUUCUAUAGUAAAUAUGAUUAACUUUUACUCCAA
Molecule: messenger RNA, 1814 nt
Organism: Macadamia integrifolia
Lineage: Eukaryota; Viridiplantae; Streptophyta; Magnoliopsida; Proteales; Proteaceae
Product: F-box/kelch-repeat protein SKIP30-like
Exons: 3
Coding region: 107-835 (242 amino acids)
Molecular function (GO): protein binding
Source: RefSeq, a predicted model, not a curated record